Messenger RNA from Protopterus annectens (West African lungfish), 2314 nucleotides. RefSeq lists its product as uncharacterized. The coding region runs from base 68 to 2314 and encodes 748 amino acids. NCBI's taxonomy places the organism in Eukaryota, Metazoa, Chordata, Ceratodontiformes, Protopteridae. The record is from RefSeq and is a predicted model, not a curated record. The transcript is spliced from 4 exons.
UCUCAUGUCAUAAUGCUGAGCCAAGUUGUGAUACUUAGUCUGCAUUUCAGAGUAUGCGUUAAAAGUAAUGCUUGCUAUGAGCUGCCAGAGCAGGAAAAGCAGUGAAAGACAACACAUUCUUAACAUUUUUUGUGAGCAUUUCAGUUCACUUGUUGAUGAGACCAGCAAAACUACUAAAUGCAAAUCAUCUCAAUGCAGUUUGACAGUGAAGCAACAGAAUGUAAACUCAACAGCCAAGUCCAUACAGGCAGCCAAAGGUACAUGUAAGAUAAAACGCAGAAAGACAAAACGGGAAAGAAACAAUGUCAAAUAUGGCAAGGAAUAUCUCAGUAGAAAUACAGAACAAAAUUCAGCUGGGGCAAGUAAGAAAGUAUGCCGUGUCUAUAGAUGUUCACAUCCUGGUUGUUUCAGUUCAAGACCAGCCUGUACCUCAACACAAAAGAUAUCUGCUGACCCCAAAGCUGUCAUUAUUACACAAAAUAGACUAACUCAGCAUCUUGGUAUAUUCAACAAAGAAGUGAAAUCGGCAAGCAUUGAUCGUCUCCUACCUCAAGAAAGAGAAGAAGCAGGAGAAGCUCUUGACAGGAUUUCACAGCAAACAAAUGUGGACACUGAAAAGAAUCCAGAAGAUGAAUGCCAUAUAGAUAUCACUGAAAUAGAGCCUGAGCCUAUUGCUUCAGAAAAAGGCAGUUUGGAUGGAUGUGGAAGCCUUGCUAACAACAGUUCAUCUGAUAUGACACGGAAAAGCAGCUUGUGCUGCAGAAAGAAGGAGCAGACACCUGAAGUAAGAAGUGACACAAAAAAGGAGCUGGUAUCUGUAGUAAGGAGUGACCAAGAAAAGAAGCUGGCACCAGUAGUAAGAAGUGAUCCAGAGAAGGAGCUGGUAUCUGUAGUAAGAAGUAACCAAGAAAAGGAGCUGGUACCAGUAGUAAAAAGUAACCCAGAGCUACAGACCAGUGUGGUUGAAGAGAUGGCUGUAAAACUAGUCAGUACUUUGCACCCUUGCUCUGUUUUUCCUGGUCGAAAUCUUCUUGGAGAGGCACGACAAGCACUAAUUGAUAUACUUAUGAAUACUCAUGGAAAACUACCUGAUUUCAUAGCUAAAGAAGCCCACAGAAAUAAGGAUUAUGAGGAUCUCAUUUUCUCGCACAAGAAAGACUGUGAAUGUAGUGUUGACCCAGACAUAGAAAUACGUUCUGAGACAGGGAAGGGAAGUGUACCUAUGAAACGCCCGGACAAAGAAAGAGCCUCUGAAUCAAAGAAAAGCUGUGAACCCUGCAGACAUAGAAAACAUUGGGACAAACCAGCAUUCUUAUCAUACUUAAAAGAGAAUGAACAUCCAAAUCCUAGACUUAUAGCUGAAAAACUGGUUAAUGAGGAUCAAGCUAAUAAGCCACUGAGUGAUUUCUUCUUCAGAGCUGAACCUGACUUUUGUGAAGACCAUAGUGUGAACUGUUCAGUAUUGCCUUUUACUCAGCAGUCAGACCAGCACUGCCAUUACUGGCAGAAUACAGCCUUUCAGAAAUCUACUUUAUUCAAAGAAAAUGUCCAUAAAACACCUGAGGAAAUAUUAUUGGAGGAUUAUGACCACAAUGAUCCUUUUGUUUCCCUACCAAGUACAUCACAAUUGUUUAGAAAAAUCUAUGAAGAUUGCUCACCACAUAAAUGCACACCAAAUAUGAUACAGGAUUUCUGUAGCACACAGGAGCAAAGUAAAGGUAUAUUUCUGCAGGCAGAUUCAGCUUCUGUACUAUCCAGGCCAGGGCCACACAUUUUCACUUCAGGUGACAGCGCACUAGCAUACUGCCAUCCAAGCUCUUUGAGCAGUUCUCGCCAAUUUAGCAAUGAUCUUUCUCAAACACAGGAUGUUUCUCCCAAUUCAGAAUUCCUCCCUUUUCGCCAUCACUCCAUAAAUGCUAUGAAGUUGCUGAAGUGGGAACAAAUUGUGCCUGAAUGCAAGAAAAAGAAUUUCAUUUACAGUUGCUAUGAGCAUGAACUAGCUAAAACUGAUCAGCCAGCGUCAGUCUUCAAGGCCAGCAAGGAAAAUGUGGAAGCCAAAAAGCCAUUUCUGGUUUCAGAGACAGAAUUAAAGUCAAACAUGCAUUUUGAGAGAUCAGAAGGUACAAUGACUACUCUGUCAGAAUAUUCAGGACUAGACCACACAAUGAGAGUCUCACAUGAUAUUCCAGUUCGAGAAUAUCUACCACAUUACAAGCAGCCUAGCAGUAGUCACUAUUCUAUGGACUUUAUAGAAAAAGGGAAGGGGAGCAUUUGUGUCAUGGAGAACGCCAUCAUCAGAGAAGAGGAUUACUAA